AUGGCACUCAAGGCGAACCACCACAUCAUUCAAUUGCCAAAAACUGCUGCCCCGUCAAAAGCUAUCGAUCCGAUAGCGAUUGCGCAAGCAUGGAUUACAUCGCUCGAAGAUAUUCUGAGUGGCGCACCAGAGCAAUACCAGCGACUGUCCGAGAUUUUUCACAAGGAAUCUUGGUGGCGUGAUAUGCUCGCCUUGCAAUGGGACUUGCGUACGUUGCAGGAUAUCGAUAAGAUUGAACCGUUUCUACGAGCCCAUCAACCAAUCUCCCAGCUGUCUGGCCUUCGUCUUCAAGAUGAAGGAAAGUACAAACCCACUUUCGAGUCGCCAACGGUAGAAUUGCAUUGGGUGUCCUCCAUGUUCUUUUUCGACACCAAAGUCGGAAAAGGUGCGGGAAUUCUGCGCUUGACACAAGACCCAAGCUCCGGGGCAUGGAAGGCUUAUUCAGUUUAUACCUCUCUGCAAGAAUUUAAAGAGUAUCCUGAGCCUUUGGGUCAUAAGCGUGCUUAUGGAACUAUUGAGUCAAUGCCCGGUGGCUUUGGUAAAGGGACGUGGUUGGAGCGAAGGCAGAAGAAGGUCAAUUUUGAAGAAGAGGAACCACAAGUCCUUGUGGUUGGUGCCGGCCAGGCUGGUCUUAACCUCGGUGCUCGAUUACAGUCCUUGGGACUGUCAACAUUGAUCGUGGAUAAGAAUAAUCGAGUGGGAGAUAACUGGAGAAACAGAUAUAGAAAAGCUAACACCCGGGUAAAAUUGAAGACAUUAGUGACUCACGACCCAGCCGAAUUUACACACAUGGCUUACCUGCCAUUCCCUAAAAACUGGCCUCAAUUCACACCCAAAGACAAGUUGGGAGAUUGGUUUGAAGCAUACGCCAGCCUGAUGGAACUGAAUGUCUGGACCAGGUCAAAAGUGGAGGGCGCAACAUAUGAUGAUGCAAAAUCAUCGUGGACUGUCAGAAUACAACGAUACAAUGAAGAUGGAACAUCGAAAGAACGAAUCGUGAAGCCCGGACAUAUUGUUUGGGCAACCGGACAUGCUGGCGAGCCUCAGAUACCUACUUUCCCAGGACAAGAUAGCUACCAAGGCGUUGUGUAUCAUGGUAGCCAGCAUGAAGAUGCCUCCAAGUACGACGUCAAAGGCAAGAAAGUCGUCGUCGUAGGGACUGGUAACAGUGGUCAUGACAUCUCUGAAAACUUUUAUCAGAACGGAGCAGAAGUCACCAUGGUACAGCGUAGUGGGACAUAUGUGUUGACACUAGACAAAGGGGUAUUCAUGCUGCAUGAGGGAUGCCAUGAUGAGAAUACAUUAUCCACAGAUCAGGCAGACAUCGUUGCCGAGUCCCUACCCUUUCCAGUUCAAUUUGCAUUGAACGUGUCCCUCACGCAGCGCAUGGCUGAGGCUGAACGUUCCACUCUUGAGGGGCUCGAGAAAGCUGGCUUCAAACUAGAUUCCGGCAUUGAUAAAUCUGGUAUUGCGCGUCUCUACUACACGCGUGGAGGUGGAUACUAUGUCGAUGUCGGUUGUAGUCAAUUGAUUAUUGAUGGAAAGAUCAAGGUUCGUCAGAGCCCUGAGGGAAUCAAGGGCUUCACGCCCAAAGCCUUGGUUCUGGCAGAUGGCACAGAACUGGAAGCCGAUGUUGUGGUUCUGGCAACUGGCUAUGAUAAUAUGCGUACCACGGUCCGCAAAGCACUUGGUGAUGGUGUUGCGGAUAAAUUGAAGAAUGUCUGGGACUUGGAUGAGGAAGGUGAACUGAAUGCUAUGUGGCGUCCUUCUGGCCAUCCACGAUUUUGGUAUAUGGGUGGAAAUCUGGCACUUGUGCGGAUCUAUUCCAAAUUCCUCGCCCUACAAAUCAAGGCAGUCGAGGAGGGAUACAAUACUGAACAAGCUGGAAAGACCAAUGGUGUGGUCAAUGGCGUUAAUGGUCACUAG
Messenger RNA from Talaromyces amestolkiae, 1926 nucleotides. RefSeq lists its product as uncharacterized. Gene Ontology annotation, molecular function: flavin adenine dinucleotide binding; monooxygenase activity. The record is from RefSeq and is a predicted model, not a curated record. The transcript has 6 exons. NCBI's taxonomy places the organism in Eukaryota, Fungi, Ascomycota, Eurotiomycetes, Eurotiales, Trichocomaceae. The coding region runs from base 1 to 1926 and encodes 641 amino acids.